Molecule: messenger RNA, 450 nt
Organism: Maudiozyma barnettii
Lineage: Eukaryota; Fungi; Ascomycota; Saccharomycetes; Saccharomycetales; Saccharomycetaceae
Gene: MRPL19
Product: mitochondrial 54S ribosomal protein uL11m
Exons: 1
Coding region: 1-450 (149 amino acids)
Biological process (GO): translation
Cellular component (GO): mitochondrial large ribosomal subunit; ribosome
Molecular function (GO): large ribosomal subunit rRNA binding; structural constituent of ribosome
Source: RefSeq, a predicted model, not a curated record
AUGUCUCAGGCAGCCAAGAAUUCUCUCGUGAAAUUGAUAGUCGCAGCUGGUCAAGCAGCUCCCUCUCCUCCAGUUGGUCCAGCUUUGGGCUCUAAAGGUAUCAAAGCUAUUGAUUUCUGUAAAGAAUUUAACGCCAGAACAGCUAGUUAUGAGGCAGGAAUCCCUAUUCCAACUUUAAUUACCGUUAAACCAGAUAGGACGUUUACAUUCGAGCUAAAAUCACCUCCAACUGGGUAUUUACUUUUGAAGGCCCUUGGAAUAGAAAAGGGAUGCGGCACACCAAACCAAAAAGCUAAAGAAGGUACAGUUGGCCAGCUUUCUCUAAAACAUGUAUAUGAAAUAGCAAAGAUUAAAAAGACAGAUCAAAGACAUUCAUUAUUAGAGAUGGAAAGUAUUGUAAAGUCUGUUAUUGGUGUUGCUAAGAGCAUGGGUAUUAGAGUUGUUCCAUGA